GUCUAUAAAUUGAGAGGUCCUGUAUGAAGCAUGCACAUUAGACUAAAAGAAAAUGAAGAGCGUUGUUUUGCUAAUUUCAUUUCUCCUUGCAUUUUGGUGUUCAUGCACUAGUGCUACAACAACUCCUAAUCCAGUGUUGCAGGUGGUGCGUGACAUUCAUGGCGAUAUUCUCACACCAGACUCCAGGUACUUUGUCGUGUCAGCAAUAAACGGAGCCGGAGGUGGCGGAGUAUUCCGUGGCAUUGGAGCUGGUCAUGACGCUAACUUCGUCUGUCCCUUUCAGGUGUUGCAGUCUGGGCGAGAUUUGGACAGAGGUUGGCCAGUGAUUUUCAAACCAAAGGCAGCGAAACAAGUAGAAAUAACUGAAUCGAGCGAUGUUAACAUUGAGUUCUAUAUUGACAAUCCAAGUGGGUUUUGUAACAACACAGUGUGGCAAGUAGAAGGUUUCCCAGGACAUGCUAUGCCAAUGUACUUGGACACCAAUGGGGAGGCUGGACAUGUUAAGAAUGUGGCCUCAUGGUUUCAAAUUAAGAAAACUGGAAGUUACAUGUAUAAGUUGAUGUUUUGUCCUUAUGGAGAGCCCAUCUGCACUGACAUUGGCAUCGACUAUACUGCCGGAAGGCGAUUGGCCAUAGGAACAGGCAAUACCUUCAAUCUUGUCUUCAUUAAGGAUACUAACAUUGGAAUUAAAUCGAUUGUAUAAUUUGGUUAAUUUCGACCAAAUAAUAUGUAUCGAUCCUUUUCACUGUAUUAUUUUCAUCAUGUUUGUACGUACGUACCUACCUACUUGUAUUCUCUAAAUAAAGCUACGCAUGUGUGAUGUGUAGCCUCUAUCGUUGUAAAAGUAUUGCUACCUUAAUGUAUCCUUGAGUUUGUUUUUUUUC
Messenger RNA from Solanum tuberosum (potato), 884 nucleotides. Its product is annotated as kunitz-type serine protease inhibitor DrTI-like. The transcript is spliced from 2 exons. Gene Ontology annotation, molecular function: endopeptidase inhibitor activity. The record is from RefSeq and is a predicted model, not a curated record. NCBI's taxonomy places the organism in Eukaryota, Viridiplantae, Streptophyta, Magnoliopsida, Solanales, Solanaceae. Bases 53 to 703 code for a protein of 216 amino acids.